AUGGCUAGUCGUUAUGAACGGUUCGAUCAUGAAUCGGAGAAUAAACCAAUUAAGUUUUCCACGAUUAAUAAUGAUAAUGUAUCAACGCUAAGUCCAACAAGUGAAACUGAAAAGCACAAUCCUGUUUUAACAAAACAAAAUCCAACAUAUAAUGAUGAUGAUUUAGCAUUAUAUGAUGAUAAAACAACGAGACAUGCUCUCAUUACGUUAAACAUCAUUUCUAUUGUUGUAUCGUCUGUUUGUGGUAUCAUUACCUUUUUUCUCGCUAUUGAAGAGCAAUCGGCAUCAGCACUCGGUUUUGCUGUUGAUACAAUUCUUGAUGUUCUAUCAUUUGCCGCUAUCAUAUGGCGUUUUAUUAGUUCAGUUAAUAAUUUAAAACGGGAAAUUUAUGCACUACGUAUGAUGUCAAUAUUAUUUUUCGUUUCCGGUUUGGGUGUAUUUCUUGACUCUGUUUUGGAUAUUCGCCAUAAAAUUAAACCAGUACCAAAUCGAUAUUUGGUGAUAGCCGCGGCUAUUCAGACCAUUGUUUUUGCAGUACUGGCAUUCGCCAAAGCAAUCGUUGCCAAAAAAUUAAAUGUUAUUUCAGCUUAUUCUGAUGCAUUCAACACAGGUAUCUCAUCUCUAAUGGCUUUAUCUGUCGCAAUCAGUGUAACUGUCUACAAUCUUAAUCCUACCGUUUGGUAUUUGGAUCCAAUGGUGGGUUUAACGAUUUCAGUAGUUAUCAUGGCCUAUGGUAUAUGGAUGCUGAAAAAAUCAUUUCAACAAUAA
This is a messenger RNA of Didymodactylos carnosus, 768 nucleotides long. Lineage: Eukaryota; Metazoa; Rotifera; Eurotatoria; Philodinida; Philodinidae. The record is from the annotation of a GenBank genome assembly.